Messenger RNA from Lottia gigantea (owl limpet), 1140 nucleotides. RefSeq lists its product as hypothetical. Bases 1 to 1140 code for a protein of 379 amino acids. The record is from RefSeq and is a predicted model, not a curated record. NCBI's taxonomy places the organism in Eukaryota, Metazoa, Mollusca, Gastropoda, Lottiidae. The transcript has 7 exons.
AUGGCUGUGAACUAUGUUCACUAUAUGUACGGUAUACUAUAUUUAGUACUGUAUGCUGAAUUCAAAUGCAUUGCUUGGUUACAAAUGAAAUUGAAAGAGUUUGCUAUAAGUGAAGCUAAACGCAGUGGUGGAAGAUAUGGUGCAUCACGUUAUGGUGGGUCACGAACUAGAGUUCGAUACGGUAGUUCACGUACUAGAGUUCGUUAUGGUAGUACACGAACAAGAGUUCGGUACGGAAGUUCACGGAAUAGAGUUCGUUAUGGAGGAACCAGAGUUAGAAUUCGAGCUGGAUCCAGUCCUUAUACCAGAUCAACAUUUAGUCGUGCCUUGAUGUUGGGGUAUUUAUAUGGAUCAGUUAGGUACAUGAGAACUCCACGAUAUAUACGCUAUCCUGAUCGCAUGCCUACCAUCUGUACCAACAAAUAUGAUUCCGACAGUAAUGGAACAGUAUAUGGCUAUUUUAUUUGUCCGAGAAUGGGCGAACCUGAGAACUUUGAAUAUUGCUGCGGAGAUAACCAUAGAGAAAGAUGUUGUGAAUAUUUUGAUGAAGAUGAUCAAGGAAGAACAGCUGGUAUAGUUGUAGGAGUGAUAAUAUUGAUUAUUAUUAUUGCUAUAAUUGUCUACUGUGUUUGUAAAAGGACUGGCACUGGAGGACAAGUUAUGAAAAAGUAUUCAUCCAAGAAAAAUGAUGUCCCUGUCAACAUGGUACCAGUACCCACACAGCCUCAGCCACAGAACCAUCCUGGAUCAUACCCACCUACCAAUGAUUACAACUACUCCAACACUUCAAACCAGUACACCCCUAAACCUGAAAAACCACCUAUGCCACAAGCAGACUUCAGUAAUGGAGGACAACCUUAUCCCCCUUAUGGUGCAGAUUCUUUCCCCCAAGGUAAUCAGGGUGCUUAUCCACCACCAAGCCCUUACAAUGGAAAUCAGCCCUAUCCUAAUGCAUCACCCUAUCCUCCUGGAGGAAUCCCUUACCCCAAUGCAGAUGCUUACCAACAAUCGGGAAACAACCCUUAUCCACCAGGAGACCCAUCCGCAGCCUUCAACUCAAACCCCUAUCCUCCUCCACAAGGCUAUGAUAACAAAGGGCCAGGUUACCCCAAUAGUCCCCCACCCCCUUACCCUCAAUAA